Sesamum indicum (sesame) is the source of this 2373-nucleotide messenger RNA. The record is from RefSeq and is a predicted model, not a curated record. NCBI's taxonomy places the organism in Eukaryota, Viridiplantae, Streptophyta, Magnoliopsida, Lamiales, Pedaliaceae.
AUGAUCGACAUAGGCGUAAACAACUUUCACGGAUCUAUUCCAACUGAAUUAGGACAUCUCUCAAACCUGCAAGAGUUGUACCUUAGCUUUGACAACCUUAGCGGUGAAAUUCCAAUGUCCAUCUUUAAUAUCUCCACGUUACAAGUUCUUGCGCUCACCGGAAACUCUCUCUCCGGCAGCCUUCCAACAGAUAUGGCCGUCAGGCUCCCAAAUCUGCAAGGAGUCUUUCUUGGAAGUAAUCAGCUGACAGGACCAAUUCCCAGCUCUAUUUCAAAUGGAUCAGUACUUAAAGCAAUUGAUCUUGGUUACAACUUUUUUGAUGGAAAUAUACCUAUGACUCUUGGGAAUUUACUCCAGCUGAAGAUUAUAAUGCUUGAAGGAAACCAAUUGACAAAUGAUCCCACUAAGACUGAAUUGGAGUUUCUUACUGCAUUGACAAACUGCCCGAGAUUAAAUACCAUACAAAUCGGCUAUAAUCCGCUAGACGGAGUUCUUCCCAGAUCCUUCAUGAGCUCAGGCAACCUGUCGGCUUCUCUUGGAAAAUUUCAUGCCUCCGGUUGUGGCCUAAAAGGCGUGAUUCCUACAGAAAUCGGUAACUUCAGCAACUUAUACUGGUUAAGCUUGGCUAGAAAUAAUCUUACAGGGCAAUUUCCAGACACAAUUGGGAACCUGAGAAUUCUGCAAAGAUUUCAAGCAAAUGAAAAUGGAAUUCAAGGUAGAAUACCAAGUGGUUUGUGCAAUUUGGAGGGUUUAUACGAACUAAAUUUGAGCAAGAACAAGUUCUCGGGAGAAUUACCGAGUUGUUUGGGAAAUAUUUCUUCGUUGAGAGAGAUUUAUUUGGACUCCAAUGCUUUAGCUUCAUCCUUGCCAUCAAGUUUUUGGAAAAAUAAGGAUGUUUUGGUUGUGAACUUGUCAUCCAACUUCUUGUAUGGUGCUAUAGGUCAAGAAAUUGGAAGUGUUGCUGGAUUGAGACAGUUAUACUUAGGUUGGAAUAAUUUUUCUGGUGAGAUUCCAACUAGUAUUGGGGGACUUCAAGAGUUGGUCAAUCUUUCAUUGUCAAUGAACAUGUUAGAUGGCUCAAUACCAGAGGAAUUUGGAGACCUAGUUAGCUUGGAAUACUUGGAUCUAUCCCACAACAAUAUCUCCGGCAUAAUCCCCCCGUCGAUGGAGAAACUAGGUCACCUUGUCUAUUUAAAUCUCUCUUUCAAUGAGCUAAGUGGUGAAAUCCCAAAUGGAGGGCCUUUCCAGAACUUUUCGGCAGCCUCAUUCAUCGGCAACAACGCUCUAUGUGGAGCGGCACGUUUCAAUGUCAUGGCAUGUAAAGCAACAGAAUCAAGAAAGCCAAGGAGAAAUAGGGUUUUGAUAUAUGUUCUGCCAUUUUGUGCAUUUUCAGUGUUGAUCAUUGGUUUAUUAACUUGGAUACUGAUAAGAUUCAGGAAGAAGGGGUACAAGCUUCAAGUUGAGAGCGGUAUCGCGCUUAGACAGAGGAUUUCAUACCUAGAAAUUCUUAAAGCGACAAAAGAGUUUGCUGCAGACAACUUAUUAGGGAGUGGAAGUUUCGGCAAGGUGUACAAAGGAACGUUUCUUGAUGGAGUGGUAGCCGCUAUAAAGGUAUUCAACUUAGAUGUUCAAGACGCAAUCAAGAGCUUUGAUAGAGAAUGUGAAGCAAUGCGCAAUAUUCGUCACAGGAAUCUAGUUAAGGUGAUCAGCAGUUGCUCGAAUGAAGACUUUAAGGCCAUAAUAUUUGAAUAUAUGCCGAAAGGAAGCCUUGACAAGUGGCUCUACUCUGAAAAUAAUUUCUUGGACAUGAAACAAAGACUGGGAAUCAUGAUCGAUGUGGCAUCUGCACUCGAAUAUCUACAUCACGGUUAUUCUUCUCCGAUGGUUCAUUGUGAUCUGAAGCCGAGUAACAUUCUUUUCGAUGAAAAUAUGGUCGCACGCCUAGGCGAUUUUGGUAUAGCCAAACUUUUGGGAGGAGAGGAAAUAAAGGUGCAAACUAAGACACUUGGUACCUUGGGAUACAUGGCACCAGAAUAUGGGUCAGAAGGUAUGGUUUCCACUAUGGUUGAUGUUUACAGUUAUGGGAUCCUUUUGAUGGAAAUAUUUACUGGGAAAAAACCCACGGAUGAUAAAUUUACGGGGGAUUUGACCAUGAAGAAGUGGGUGUCUGAAUCAUUACAGGAUGAAAUUAUGGAGAUUGUUGAUGCUAAACUAGUUACGAUGAUGAAUGAAGCAGAGUUGGAUGCUAAGAGUAAGUUAUUCAGGUUAGUCAUGACUUUGGCCCUGGAAUGUACUGAAGAUUUGCCAGAGAAUAGAAUUGAUAUGAUGAAUGUGCUGGCAAGAGUCAAGAAGAUCCAAGCUCAAGUUCAUUAG